UCCUGUUUGAAUGCAGACAGCCUGAUAACCCCUCCUCCCUCUUCUCCCGCUUUCAAACAGCACCCUGUUCCCUCCUCCAUCACAAAUGUGCAACUGCGCAGAUGGGUGUAAACAACAUGUGAUAGGGCAGAAGCUGACGAGCGCUAUUCAUGAAGAUUAGCAAAUGAACAGGAACAAAAGGGACAGACUUCUGUUAUAAGUCAGACCACAGAUGUGUUUCUGUGCAGAGAAACUCAGGCAGUCGCUGCAAGAGGUGAAAUGGCGCAGAGAGGAGUUCAGCUGGACAGAGAAACCUUCUCUUGUCCCAUCUGUCUGGAUCUACUGAAGGAUCCGUUGACUGUUCCCUGUGGACACAGCUACUGCAUGUACUGUAUUAAAAUCCACUGGGAUGAAGAGGACGUGAAGAAAGUCCACAGCUGCCCUCAGUGCAGGCAGACCUUCACACCGAGGCCUGUCCUGCUGAAAAACACCAUGUUAGCAGUUUUAGUGGAGGAACUGAAGAAGACUGGACUCCAAGCUGCUCCUGCUGAUCACUGCUAUGCUGGACCUGAAGAUGUGGCCUGUGAUGUCUGCACUGGGAGAAAACUGAAAGCUCUCAAGUCCUGUCUCAUCUGUUUGGCCUCUUACUGUGAGCAACACUCAACAGUCUCCUGCCUUUGA
Messenger RNA from Epinephelus fuscoguttatus (brown-marbled grouper), 660 nucleotides. Its product is annotated as E3 ubiquitin/ISG15 ligase TRIM25-like. The record is from RefSeq and is a predicted model, not a curated record. Bases 259 to 660 code for a protein of 133 amino acids. Lineage: Eukaryota; Metazoa; Chordata; Actinopteri; Perciformes; Serranidae. The transcript has a single exon.